This is a messenger RNA of Cyprinus carpio (common carp), 831 nucleotides long. RefSeq lists its product as uncharacterized. The transcript is spliced from 2 exons. NCBI's taxonomy places the organism in Eukaryota, Metazoa, Chordata, Actinopteri, Cypriniformes, Cyprinidae. The record is from RefSeq and is a predicted model, not a curated record. Bases 1 to 831 code for a protein of 276 amino acids.
AUGAUUUUUGUAUACUUUCUCCACAGACAGUCUCAAAAAAUAUAUGUGCCUCCAUCUGCAUUUUUACAGAGAGCUGAGAUUUCAAGAGAAAACAAGCUAACUCUGAUUCAUGAAGGUCCUCAAAAGCAUUACCAUCUACAUACAGAGAUAAACAUGCUUGAUGAAUAUGGGAGAGAAGUCAGAAAAUGGACUUGGGAAAAAAAGACACCCAGUAAACCAAACAAAAUUGUUCUUCUGGUGCAGGAGAGAGACGUCGGCAAGGCGACUCUCAUCAACAGCAUGGUCAACUACUUACUGGGAGUGAAGUUUGAAGAAGAAGAAUGGUAUGAAAUCACAGAAGAAGAAGAAGCCCGACAUCAAUCAGAAUCACAAACCUCUGAAAUCACCAUGUAUGAGGUCUUUCAUGUAAAGAGUCCCAUAUCACUCACCAUCAUUGAUACUCCAGGCUACGGAGACACUAGAGGACUGGACAAAGAUCUGGAAGUUGCUGAGAAUUUAGCCACUCUGUUUCAGAGCAAAGAUGGAGUUUGUGAAGUUGACGCUGUGUGUUUUGUGAUUCAGGCAUCUAAGAAUCGUCUCUCAGACAGACAACAUUACAUUAUCAGUUCAGUUCUGUCUUUGUUUGGUAGAGACAUUGUGAACAACAUUGUGAUCCUAAUCACACACUCUGAUGGUCUGCCACCCACAAACAUCCUUGGUGCAAUUAAUAAAGCUAAAAUCCCCUGCAGACGAGACAAAAGCGGCCAACCUGUUCAUUUCUUAUUCAACAACAGACAGACUGAAGUUCUGCUUGCUGGCACCAAUGGACAGAUGAACAUCCGGGAGAAUUGA